GACGAUGAGAGCACGCGCACGGAGAUCCUAAUGCCAAUUGCACAGGUGGCCGAGGAGCAAAAGGAGGUGGCCGAGGAGCACGUGGAGGAGGCCUCGCAGAACAUGGAGAACGGUACUUUGAACGAAGAAACCGAAACGCCGUCCGACACGGCGUCCGAAACGGAAGGACCAGCUAAGAAGGUUGUUAGUGAGAUCCUUUGA
This is a messenger RNA of Cladocopium goreaui, 201 nucleotides long. NCBI's taxonomy places the organism in Eukaryota, Dinophyceae, Suessiales, Symbiodiniaceae. The record is from the annotation of a GenBank genome assembly.